Bradysia coprophila is the source of this 1067-nucleotide messenger RNA. RefSeq lists its product as uncharacterized. The record is from RefSeq and is a predicted model, not a curated record. Lineage: Eukaryota; Metazoa; Arthropoda; Insecta; Diptera; Sciaridae. Gene Ontology annotation, molecular function: acyltransferase activity, transferring groups other than amino-acyl groups.
UUUAGUUCACACAUUCACUUCAACAGAAAAUUUAUCUCGUUAAACAUUACAGAAGCUAAGAAAAAUCAGAAAUAUUGACCGCAUAAUGCAAACAAAUGCCGAUGUUGCUAACGUUAAAGAGGAGGACUACUCGAAGUUGGAAGCAUUGCUGGAAAGUAGACUUCCUAAAUCAGGAAUGUUGUACAAUGUAUUGCGACUAACGCAGUCUCUCAAUAUAGGCAAUAAAAUAUCAGUGAAAUUUUACGCUGAUAAUCAUUGCCAAGAAAUGUGGUCUUUGGACUCCGAUGGAACUUUCAUGGGUGCGAUAAAUAUUUUGGGACUACCUCGAAAUAUUAUCGUAUUUAGUGGACCGCCAACUGGAUCGACGCAAGAAACUGUGGCAGCAUUACUUUCCGCACUUGAUUGGUCACAGGAAAUUCAGUUUGAAGGUGUCGAUACCAGUAUCUCUCCAACUUUGGUGGAAGUGGCGCUUAAAUAUGGCUCUGUGAAUCAAAACGAUCCUAUUGGUCUUUACUAUAUGACUAGAGAAGAAGCUCUAGCCAUUCUUUCUGAGAAUCGAGCCGUUGUCAUUUCACAGAGAUCAGAUAUCAAUUUCUAACUCCAACAUUCGUGCAAGUAGUCUACAUCCAAGUGAUGCUCAUAUGGUCCAAGAUAGAUGGCCUGAGAAGGUCGAUGGAUACCUAGAAAUGCUACAAGCAUCGAUUGAACUUUGUAGCUCGGGUGGUGUGUAUAUUGUAGACGAUGUUAAUAAAUCCGUUCCGGACAGGCUGGUAAGCUUUGCAGUAGCGUUACCAUUUGGUUCAAUUCAUGCAUUUCAUACGGAACCGGAUCAGAGACGAAAAGGAUUUGGUAAGCUGACGAUGAAGGUUCUCGCCAAGAACAUUGCUCUCGCAGGGCGGAUACCUUUGGUUCAGAUCUAUGAAGAUAAUGACAAUUCAAAGGCGAUCAAUGUGGGAAUCGGUUUCAAAUAUUCACAUAAAAUCUUCUUAAUUACAUUCCGUCCAAAUAAAGCUGAAUAAUUGUGUAGUAUUGCUUCGUUCGCACUCUUCAGAGUUCUAAUAGGGAGA